This is a messenger RNA of Phaedon cochleariae (mustard beetle), 807 nucleotides long. NCBI's taxonomy places the organism in Eukaryota, Metazoa, Arthropoda, Insecta, Coleoptera, Chrysomelidae. The record is from the annotation of a GenBank genome assembly.
AUUCUCUACUUUGGUCUCGUUUGAACCCCACCGAUAAAAAUGGCGGACGAUUCGAGUUCCUCACCAAACCAUCUGGACUUUCAUCCAUGCGAUACUCCUCGAGGCAUGACCUACUACAAGCUACAAGAGCUGACUGACCAGCAGCAAAAGCUCCUGUUCAAUCAGAAACUGGAGAUAAUGCGCAACAACCAGAAGUACCUGAAGGACCACCCAGAGAUAAAAGCCGCUAUAGGCAUCCUAGUCAAGGCCAUCCUGAAAGCAAGACCCAAAGUGAAGCUGCGCUACUUCCUGGCCAAAUACUUCACCGAGCACUACGAAGAGAUAAAAUCAGCGAUGGAGACGUUCUCAGCAGGCCAAGAGGAAGUCAACAAUGCGAUGGAAGUGUUCGACUUCAAGCUGGAAGAUCAAGAAGAGGAAGUUCGUACUCCGUCUGACGAAUCCAAGGAGCCUUCUCUCCUCUGCAUCCUCAACGAUGAGAUGGCCUUUGGAUACCCGAAUUUGAUGCUGGACACUCAUCGUCCUACCAUCUUGGACUCGAUUACAGACGAGGACAAGUACAGGAUAUGUUGGGAUAUUUUGAAUGAUAUCGUAGAGUUCGUGUGUAAGGAUGACAUAGAACAGCAGAUCAAACAGUUCUCUGGGGUCACUUCCGAUUCGGAUCCCUUGCUGGCGUUUCCCUUUGAACCUUACUUGUCUGACGAUGAUAUCAAUGAUGCCCCAGAGGAAUGAAUUUUAAUUGGGAAUAACUGUGAAUUUAGAUUCGAUUUGCUUCGAUUUCCUUUGAUCAAUAAAUUGGGAUAUAUACCU